ACGGAGGAGAGCCGGUAAAGACGCUCCAGUCCCGGAGAACAGAAGAGAGGAGCGCCGGGAGAAUCAUGCGGUUUCCUGCGCUCCGGCUGCUGGCACUCGUGUGGCACCUCUCCGCGCUUUUACGCACCGCGCACACUUUCAAACUGCACCCGAAACAAGAAAGCUUCAUCAGUCAGCUGUCGUCGUAUGACAUCAUCACUCCAGUGCGUUUGAAUGAGUUUGGCGAGUCGUUCCCGCACCAGCUGCAUUACCGCAGGAGGAGGCGCAGCACAGACGCAGACCUCUCGGGUUUGAGGGCUCAUUACCGGAUUGAGGCGUUUGGACAGAGCUUUCAUCUGAACCUCACAGAAGACUCUGGAUUCAUUGCUCCAUCAUACACGGUUCUUCAUUUGGGAGAGGAAGAGAAUGGAAGAGACGCUGAAGACCUGCGACACUGCUUCUUCAGAGGACACGUAGACUCUCAAGCAGAACAUCACGCUGUCUUCAGUCUCUGCACUGGACUCAUUGGUACGUUUACGACGCACAGCGGACAGUUUUUCCUCGAGCCGCUGUUGAGCACUGAUGGAGAGGAAUAUGAUGAAGAACAUAACAAACCUCACCUCGUCUACAGACAUGACGCGAACAGGAAGUCACCUGACAUGCAGCCAUGCACCGUCUCAGAACAUCAUAGCGACAACCACAUCAGUCUCCACGGCAACAGAACCCUGGAGGAGGAAGUGACGUCGAUACGGGAAACAAUGCACAAACACGUGCCUCCCUCUAAAGACGAUCCCAGUGACUCGCAUUCACGCAAAAAGCGCUUCCUGUCCUACCCGCGCUUCGUCGAGCUCAUGGUUACUGCGGAUACCAAGAUGGUUCGACAUCACGGACGAAACCUGGAGCACUACAUACUAACAAUCAUGUCAGUAGUUGCCGCAAUCUACCGAGAUCCGAGUGUUGGAAACCUAGUCAACAUCAUGAUUGUCAAACUUAUCGUCAUACACAACAAACAGGAAGGGCCAAACAUAGACUUCUAUGCCGCAUCGAUUCUUCACAACUUCUGCGUGUGGCAACAGAGCCACAAUGUUCUGGACGACAGUCACCCGUCACAUCACGACACCGCGCUGCUUAUAACCAGGGAAGAUAUCUGCCGUGCAAAAGACAAGUGCGACACAUUAGGUUUGGCAGAGUUGGGGACGAUGUGCGACCCGUACCGCAGCUGUUCGAUUAGCGAGGAGAACGGACUGAGUUCGUCGUUCACCAUCGCUCAUGAGCUGGGACACGUGUUCAACAUGCCCCAUGACGACAGUCCAAAGUGUCGAGAGGCUGGAAUCAAGCAUCAGUAUCAUGUGAUGGCCCCUACACUGAACUACAACACCAGCCCUUGGUCCUGGUCCAAAUGCAGCCGCAAGUACAUCACAGAGUUCCUCGACACUGGUUAUGGUGAAUGUCUACUGGACGAGCCCUCAGGCAGAGCAUAUAACCUUCCUAACCAGCUUCCAGGUCAAAUCUACAACGCCAACCGACAGUGUGAACUCAUGUUUGGUCCCGGCUCUCAAGUCUGUCCAUUUAUGAAACAGUGCAAGCGUCUUUGGUGCACCAGUGCCGAGGGUGACCAUAAAGGGUGUCGUACACAACACAUGCCUCUGGCUGACGGAACCGAAUGUGGGUAUGGCAUGCACUGCAGGCACGGCAUGUGUGUGAACAAGGAGAUGGACGUGAAGCCAGUGAACGGUGAAUGGGGCCCCUGGGGGCCGUACAGUGUGUGUUCCAGAACGUGUGGAGGAGGAACCCGCAGCACAACCAGAGACUGCAAUAAACCUGAGCCGAGAAACGGUGGACGGUUUUGUGUCGGCCGCAGAAUGAAGUUCCGCUCGUGUAACACGGAGGCGUGUCCACGUGACCAGAGGGAUUUCAGAGAGGAGCAGUGCGCGCAGUUCGAUGGCAAACACUUCAACAUCAACGGCCUGCCGCCCUCCGUCCGCUGGAUGCCAAAGUACAGUGGCAUUCUAAUGAAGGAUCGUUGUAAGUUGUUUUGUCGUGUUGCGGGGACGAUGGUGUACUAUCAGCUGAGAGAUCGGGUCAUAGACGGAACCCCGUGUGGACCGGACACAUAUGACAUCUGUGUACAAGGCCUCUGCCGGCAAGCGGGUUGUGACCAUGUUUUGAACUCAAAGGCCAGGAAUGAUAAGUGUGGAGUUUGUGGUGGAGAUAAUUCCUCCUGUAAAACUCUUGCGGGAACCUUCAACAACGCACAAUACGGGUAUAAUGUCGUGGUUCGGAUACCUGCUGGUGCCACAAACAUUGACAUUAAGCAGGUCAGCUUCUCAGGAUCUCCGGGGGAUGAUAACUACCUUGCGCUGUCUGACAGUCAGUCCAACUUCCUCCUGAAUGGGAACUUUGUGGUGUCCAUGUUUAAGAGAGAGGUGACGUUUAAGGGAACAGAAAUCGAGUACAGCGGAUCGAACACAACAGUGGAGCGGAUCAACUGCACAGAACGCAUCGAGGAAGAGCUCGUGCUGCAGGUUCUGUGUGUAGGUAACCUGCAUAAUCCUGAUGUCAGAUAUUCCUUCAGUAUUCCCAUUGAAGAGAAGCGAGAGCAGUUUGUGUGGGAUUCAUCUGGCCCCUGGCAGGAGUGCAGUCGCGCAUGUCGAGGUGAGCGGCGGCGGAAGACUGUGUGCAUUCGGAAGAGUGACCACUUGGUGGUUUCGGAGCAAAGGUGCGAGUAUCUACCUCGACCGCGGGGUGCGACGGAGCCCUGCAAUACAGACUGUGAACUCAGAUGGCACGUCGCGGGCAGGAGUGAUUGUUCCAGUAAGUGUGGACCGGGUUACCGUACUCUGGACGUGUUGUGCAUGCGCUACAGUCAGAACAAGAGACUGAGUGAGCGUGUGGAGGGCAGAGCCUGCGCAGACCUGCCCAAACCGCAGACACGAGAGAGUUGCCAUGGAGACUGCCUUCUUAAGAGCUGGCAGUACAGCGCCUGGUCUCAGUGCUCUAAGUCGUGUGGUGAUGGUGUGAGGACACGUCAGGCGUACUGUAUGAAUAAUUUGGGUCGCAUGCUGGUGGACAGAGAGUGUGUGGAGCAGCAGAGAGUUUUAACAGAACCCUGUAAUGAUCUGCCCUGUCCCAACUGGACCACCAGUGAAUGGAGUGAGUGUUUGGUGACGUGUGGGAAAGGCGUCAGACACAGGCAGGUGCUGUGUGUUCUGGGAGAUGAGAAACUGAACGAUCAGCGCUGUGAUCCGAACACUAAACCGUCCGCCACCAGCCGUUGUGAGCUGCCAGAAUGUGCCGCCUGGCAGGUCGGAGUCUGGAGUCCGUGUUCAGUGACGUGCAGUCAGGGUUAUCAGAUGCGCGCGGUGAGGUGUGUGUCGGGAGCAUACGGAGAGACGGUGGACGACAAGGAUUGUAACGCAGCCGCGAGACCACGAGACAGUCAGGACUGUGAGUUGUCAGUUUGUCCUCGUGCAGCAGCUGUUUUUAACACACCAAAACCAGCAGAACCGGGUCAGAUGCACAUACAGUGGAGAUACGGGUCAUGGACAACUUGUUCGGUAUCAUGUGGCGAGGGCAGGAGAAAGCGGUACGUCAGCUGUCGGGACGCUCAGGGUGGAGUCGCCGACGAGUCGUACUGCGCUCAGUUGCCCCGCCCACCAGACAACUCGGUGUGCUUCAGUUCCUGCGGUCAGUGGAGAGAGAGCGAGUGGACUCCAUGUUCAGUGUCGUGUGGAGUGGGUCGGUCGACGCGACGGGUCAUCUGCAUGAAUUAUCACCAUCAGGUGGACGAGUCGUUCUGUCACCCGGAUGAGAGGCCGAGUACUGAACAGGAGUGUGCGUCCACGCCCUGUCAGUCCUCAUAUCAGUGGCCCAACAACCAGCCACACUUCAACUAUGACCCUGGCAACCACCCGGGACACCACAGCUGGAACGUCCCGUCUGCAGAUAACCAGUGGAGGACAGGACCGUGGGGAGCGUGUUCCAGUACAUGUGAAGGAGGCUUCCAGAGGAGAGUCGUGGUCUGUCAGGACGCAGACGGCCGAAGCACAAACCACUGCGACGAGAGAGUCAAACCUGACGAAUCCAAGAGCUGCAACUCAGGACCCUGUCCAAACUGGAACUAUGGCAUCUGGGGAGAGUGCACGCAGUCGUGUGGCGGUGGUCAGCGGACGCGGUUGGUGGUGUGCCAGCGUCCGAACGAGCAGAGAUUAAACGAACAAAGCUGUGACAUGCUCGACAAACCAGUCGAUAUGGAGCAGUGUAACGCCCAGCCCUGCCCGGGCACUGCCACCUGGCACAGACACUCAUGGAAGCCGUGUUCUGUGUCUUGUGGAAAGGGACUCAAAGAAAGGCAGAUCAUGUGUGUGGACCAGAACCAAACACAGAUCGAGGAGGAGCGCUGCGCUCACCUCAACCGACCGAGAACGCAUAAAGUCUGUAGGAUGGGAUCCUGCCCCAGCUGGAGGACCAAUCAAUGGAGUGCGUGUUCAGUGACUUGCGGCACUGGUGCUCAGACCCGUGAGACGUUCUGCAGGUCAAAGGGCAAAGGUCGAGUCAAUGAUGAGAUGUGUGACAUGCGUGAUCGUCCUGCGAGCGUUCAGUCCUGCUUCCAAACGGAGUGUCAGACACACAGCUGGAUGACACACGAGUGGACAGACUGUAACGCCACCUGUGGACGGGGUGUGAGGACUCGAGCGGUGUUUUGUGUGGAUGGAGGGAUGAACGCCGUUUCUGAUCUUAUGUGUGACACCUCGAAUAAACCCACGACUCACGAGUCGUGUCACAGCACCCCCUGUCUCUUUGUCUGGGUUACUACAGCGUGGAGUCAGUGUUCAGUGAGUUGUGGUUUUGGAAUUCAGCGGCGGGCAGUCUAUUGUUCUGCGUUGCCCUCAUAUUCUCAAGCUCUGCCCUUUGAAUGCUCUGAACCAGUGCCGCCCAACACCAGACCAUGCCAGCUCACAGAGUGCCUGUUACACGCACUCUGGAAGGUCAGCCCAUGGAGCAAGUGUUCUCAGCCGUGUGGUGCUGGCGUGAUGGAGAGGCGUGUCGAGUGUCUCAGUGAUGAAAACACCCCAUCCAACACCUGUCCCACAUCCACACGGCCAGAGUCUCGUGCCACCUGCAGACAGACAGACUGUGAACUUCACACAAGCUGCCGUGAGCUCCAGAUGAAGGACGGCAUCAGGAAAGACGGAGAGCAUUACAUCAAAGUCCAAUCCAAGAUACUCCAGAUUUACUGUGCGGAAAUGCAAAGCGGGUACCCGAAAGAGUAUGUGACCCUGCGCAGUGGGCAAACGGACAACUACUCUGAGGUGUAUGGAUACAGGUUGCAAAAUCCGUUUGAAUGUCCGUAUAACGGCAGCAGGAGGCAGGACUGCAUGUGCAGGAACGAUUAUGCUGCGGCCGGUUACACCGUCUUCCACCGCGUGCGACUGGAUCUUUCCAGCAUGUGCAUCAUCACGACUGAUGGGAAGUUUAGUCAAACACAGUUUGGUCGCUCUGUCCCGUUUGCCACAGCAGGAGACUGUUAUAGUGCCUCGAAAUGUCCUCAGGGUCAGUUUAGUAUCAACCUCACAGGCACGGGACUGAAGGUUGCAGAUUCGUCUAAAUGGGUUUCCCAGGGCAACUACGUCACGGUCAAAGUUCACCGUUCAGAGGACGGAACCAGAAUCUACGGCCGCUGUGGAGGGUUCUGUGGAAAAUGUCUUCCUCACCCUCAUACUGGUCUUCUUGUCCACAUCCAGUGAAAGAAACGUAUAAAAAGGUGGUAAAAAAUGCAGACACAGUAAACAGAGCUCUUCAAGAGAAAGAGAAGCUUAUUUAAUAACUGACAUCAAGACCGUCGCCGUAACGGGUGUGUGACCUAUUCAGAGUCCAUCUCUUCCAUGUCUGGCAGCUGCAGUGAGCGAUUAGAACUGGAUAUUUUCGACGAGCUCACCAAAUCCAAUGCACACACGCUCAUAAUAUUAAUAGUGCCGAGUACGGAAACACCCCAACAUAAAACUUUGAGUCCCUCGAGAACGAGUUUUGCAGAAUCAAUUGGGUUUGUUGUGGGGAAAAUGUUCCAUGUUGAAACUUGAGCGUGGAUGUAGCCGCGCGUUCUUGUACGGAAAUGUGACACUAUUUUCAAAACACGAGAAUCUGUUACACGAUUUACACAUUUUUUUAAACAAAUUGUGCUCGUUUGUUUACGACAACACUGUGUAUGACCAUGUUUUUGUUUUAGUAAACUGUCAAAGUAUUUUUUUUGGACAUUGUGUUCUCGUAAAGGGAUUUUAUUUAACGAUUACAAAAUGAUUUCAUAAUCCAAAAGAUCUACUGAAACAGUUUGUCCUCUGACAGCAAACAGCUUGAUAUGAGAAUGUAAAUAGUUGAAUAUUGUGUAAAUUUGAAUGUUUUAACAUAUAUUGCAUCAAAAACUGGCCUCAAAACGGCCUUAAAUACAGAAAGGGGUCAAAAAAAAUGCAAACUAGCACUACUGAAAUCGAUUUAACCUUCUGAGACCCUGCGUCCACAUGCGAGGGGACAUUACGACUAUGCUUCAUUUCAUUUAAACCAACUGAUCCCAGUUCAGGAGACUCUAGACUGUCAUUAAAGGGUUAAACUUGGUAAACUUGGCGCAUCCUAUAUCUCUCCUAUAACUGUUCUGAGACCAGUGCAGACAGACAGCACACUGGAGGUUAAGUCAUUCACUAAAUAGGGAGCAAGGGAGCAUCCUAUAGCUCUCUAUAACUGUUCUGAGACCAGUACAGACAGACAGCACACUGAAGGUUAAGUCAUGCACUAAAUAGGGAGCAAGGGAGCAUCCUAUAGCUCUCCUAUAACUGUUCUGAGAGCAGUGCAGACAGACAGCACACUGGCGGUUAAGUCAUUCACUAAAUAGGGAGCAAGGGAGCAUCCUAUAGCUCUCCUAUAACUGUUCUGACAGCAGUGCAGACAGACAGCACACUGGCGGUUAAGUCAUUCACUAAAUAGUGAGCAAGGGAGCAUCCUAUAGCUCUCCUAUAACUGUUCUGAGAGCAGUGCAGACAGACAGCACACUGGAGGUUAAGUCAUGCACUAAAUAGGGAGCAAGGGAGCAUCCUAUAGCUCUCCUAUAACUGUUCUGAGACCAGUGCAGACAGACAGCACACUGGAGGUUAAGUCAUGCACUAAAUAGGGAGCAAGGGAGCAUCCUAUAGCUCUCCUAUAACUGUUCUGAGACCAGUGCAGACAGACAGCACACUGGAGGUUAAGUCAUGCACUAAAUAGGGAGCAAGGGAGCAUCCUAUAGCUCUCCUAUAACUGUUCUGAGACCAGUGCAGACAGACAGCACACUGGAGGUUAAGUCAUUCACUAAAUAGGGAGCAAGGGAGCAUCCUAUAGCUCUCUAUGCAGUUAAGUGCGUUCACUCCUAAUAUCUGUUCAAAAGUUCAGUUUCAGGCUGCAGAUGAUGUUUGGACACUCAACAUGUUUAUAAUGGAUCAUUUUAUUUGAACAUGAUUGACAGUGAUUGGACGAUGCUGGACGUUACUUUGAAUCUGAAUAAAUUAUGCUAAUUUAUGAUGUAAUGUCUGUAACGUCUCAAAAACAUGAAUAAUCAACACUCCUGAACACAUAAUAAACAAUUUGAUGAAUAAAUCAGACUUUCUAUAACUUGAUAUCGUUUAAAAUUUCACGACUUAGUCCCGCUGUGCACAUACGAGGACAUAUAUUUUAAGGAAACCUAUUUUGUCUAAAAAGUUAUUUAUUUAUUUUUUGCUUGUUCAUUAGUUGCUACUAGUCACAAAUCAAAAGGGGGAAUGGAUAAUGCACACAGCAGUCACGCUCGGGUCUCAGGAGGUUAAGGCGAUUUAUCUGACGAUGGUCUUCAACUGAAAGUAAUGUCCUGCUAACAGUUCACUUAACGCCAAGAACGCAACACUGUUCUUACAUAGUCUGACUAAAAUAAGACUUAUUUCCACUACUGCAUUUAUAUAAUAUCAUUUAAUAAUAUUAUAUAUAAUUACAUGUUAAAAUGUAUAAGUUACGGUGCUAAAAACAAUUGAACGCAGCCUUCGCUAGCAUGUUAGCAUGCUGUAUUAGCGUAUGCUUUUGUGUUUUUACAGUUGCUUAACUGAUUAAAGAGACAAAUUUGUUACAAUAAUAGAUUUGUAGCAAUUAAAUUACAAAAAUAUGUCCUUGCUAAACAAAUAAGUCCACCUUAAGACCAGCUAGCCACCUUAAUUAGGCUGUUUUAAGCAGUUUUUCUUGUAAACAAGGACGGCUAAUUUGAAUCUGACCCCUUCAUUAAAGGGGAAGUAAUAUUGUGAAUGUUAACUAAUGUUGGAAAUCACAAUCCUAUCAUAAUUCAAGCUAUCGAGUCACUCGCGAUGUAUUUCAUGUAACAAAAUUCAACAUUUGACAUAAAUGUUGGAAAAAUAGAUCAAAUUAAAAUAUGUAACAAACGACAAAUCAGUCUGACCCUACCUCUCAUAAUCAUGAUUAUUCAUGUGUUUUAUGUGUUCAGCUCUUUUUAUGUUUGACCGUAUUUAUUCUGUAUUAAAAUGUAGAUAUGUUACAUUACUAUGACACUGUAUGUCUGCUCAUAAUCAAUUGUUUUAUUAGAUAUUAACCGGCUCAGAGUUAAUCGGGGCACUUGCAUUUUCUGUGCUAAUUUUAGGACAAAAUCAACAGGGUUCUGUGAAAUGGAUGUAAACGUGUGUUAAAUGGUGCUAAAGUACUACACUCCUACAGGUAGCUAAAAGCAUCAUUAAGUUAACUCAAAUAUUGCAUCAUUCUUUGGAGUUUUAUAGGCACAGAUUCACAUUUUCUUUUGUCAUUUAUGGGUUAUUAACAGUGUAAUGGUGCUGUUUUAACUACUGUUUUCACAUGCUUAAAUCUUCAUGUUUCACAUAUAAAUACAUACUUUAAAUACUUAAAGGGACAGUACACAAUGUAAAUUCAGUCAUUG
Molecule: messenger RNA, 8911 nt
Organism: Xyrauchen texanus (razorback sucker)
Lineage: Eukaryota; Metazoa; Chordata; Actinopteri; Cypriniformes; Catostomidae
Product: A disintegrin and metalloproteinase with thrombospondin motifs 20-like
Exons: 38
Coding region: 66-5726 (1886 amino acids)
Biological process (GO): proteolysis; extracellular matrix organization
Cellular component (GO): extracellular matrix
Molecular function (GO): zinc ion binding; metalloendopeptidase activity
Source: RefSeq, a predicted model, not a curated record